Messenger RNA from Quercus robur (English oak), 2433 nucleotides. RefSeq lists its product as uncharacterized. The coding region runs from base 1 to 2433 and encodes 810 amino acids. Gene Ontology annotation, molecular function: protein dimerization activity. The record is from RefSeq and is a predicted model, not a curated record. Lineage: Eukaryota; Viridiplantae; Streptophyta; Magnoliopsida; Fagales; Fagaceae. The transcript has 3 exons.
AUGGCGCGUGGAAAAGCGGCCGAAUCGUUUACCGGCGCGUGGCGGCGCGUGAAAGGUCAGAUGAUGAUGAUUCCAGAGGCUAUGUGUAGAUCGGUUGAAAAUCUACACGUUGAUAUUUCUUAUGUCUUAAUCGGAGGUUCAACUUCAAAUUCUUCUGAAGUCAACGUGGAAUUGCCAACAACUAAUGUUGCUAUUCCAAUUCCGGAAAAUGCGGAUGUUCCAAUCUCUCAAACACAAUUUCAAAGAAUUGACCUUGAUUCUUUGGAUUAUGAUCCUGGAACACGCAAACAAAUAUGGGAAUAUCAUGUUAAUCAACGUGAUGAAAUUCGACGGGCUUAUAUUAAAAAAGGUCCGCACCAACCUCCUCUAGAGACAUUCAAAAAAAGUGGAAAGCAGAAUCGUAGUUUUCAAGCUUCUUGGUAUAGAAAUAAUUCAAAAUGGCUUGAAUAUUCUCCUACAACAGAUGCAGCUUAUUGUCUACCCUGCUUUGUCUUUCAUAAUCCAAAUGUGGUUGUGGGACAAAAUACAUUUAUUGUUGGUGGAUUUAGAAAUUGGAAAAAGGUUGGGGGUAAAGAUUGUUCUUUUCAAGUUCAUAUAGGAAAAGAUCCUAACUCAGCUCAUAGAGUUGCUGAGCAAAUGUGUAAGGAUUUGAUGAACCAAUCGCAGCAUUUGCAAAGAGUAGUUGAUCAUUUCACUACUGAACAAAUUGCAAAUAAUCGGUUGCAAUUGAAGGCCACAAUUUUUAUUGUGCGAUAUCUUGCCUUUCAAGCUAUAGCUUUUAGAGGUCGAGAUGAAAGUUUUAGUUCAUUAAAUCGUGGGAACUUUCAUGAAUCAUUGGGUAUUGUGACUUUUUGGAAUGAGAAGGUUGCUGAAAUAAUAGAAAAAGCUCCAAAAAAUGCAACCUACACAUCACCUAGGAUUCAAAAGGAAAUUCUACAUGUUUUCUCAGCCAAAGUGAAGAAGGCCAUUCGGGAAGAAAUUGGUGAUGCAAAGUUUUGCAUAAUGGUUGAUGAAGCUCGUGAUGAGUCCAUGAAAGAGCAAAUGGCUGUGGUGUUUAGAUAUGUUGAUGCAGAAGGCUUUGUGAAAGAACGCAUUUUUGGGCUUAUUCAUGUUGUUGACACUGCAGCUUUGACUCUAAAGAAGGGGAUAUAUUCUUUGUUAUCUCAAUAUUGCUUAGAUAUACAAAAUAUUCGAGGGCAAGGAUAUGAUGGAGCAAGCAACAUGCGAGUAAAAGCAUCAAAACAAGUUGUUCCCAUUAGUCAUUUUUUUCUUACAUUGCUUUUUCUGAUCAAAAUUGUUAGUGCUUCAUGCAAGCGCAAUGAGCAAUUGAAAGUUGCCAAUGCUAAUGAAAUAGCACGUUUGAUUGAUCUUGAAGAGCUUGAGACUGGAAGUGGACUUAAUCAAAUUGGCACUUUACAACGACCUGGAGAAACACGUUGGAGUUCACAUUUUAGAUCAGUUUCUAGUUUAUUAAGGAUGUUUAGUUCAACUGUUGAAGUUUUACAAAAUAUAAUUGAUGGUGCAAUUGAUGGAGAAAAUCGGGCAGAAGGAGAGUCAGCUUAUGAAGGUUUAACUUCAUUUGAAUUUGUUUUCAUCUUGCAUCUUGAGAAGGAAACUAUGGAGAUCACUGAUAAACUUUGUCAAGCUUUACAAAGCCAAUCUCAAGACAUUUUAAAUGCUAUGCAUUUAGUUUCAUCUACUAAAACACUUAUCCAAAAAUUUAGAGAUGAUGGAUGGGAUGGCUUACUCACCACUGUGAUAUCAUUUUGUGAGAAGCAUCGCAUUGAUGUCCUGGAUAUGAAUGCUCAUUAUGUUGCGAGGCGAGGUCGAGCUCGUAAUCAACCAGAUAACGUUACAAAUGAGCAUCAUUAUCGAGUAAAUAUUUUUUAUGCUACAAUAGAUUCUCAACUACAGGAACUAAAUUAUCGGUUUAAUGAAGAUGCAAUGGAGUUGCUUAGGCUUAGCUCAGCUUUAGAACCUCGAGAGGCAUUAAAAUCUUUCAGAAUUAGUGAUCUUUGUUUGUUGGUAAAGAAUUUCUAUCUCCAAGAUUUCAUAGAUUAUGACAAACAAGUGUUGGAGAAGGAGCUUUAUCAUUUUGAGCAUAAUGUAGUCCAAGAUCUAGAGUUCAAAAAAUUGAAAAGUUUAUCUGAGUUGUCUCAAUGGCUAGUGAGAACUGGAAAUUCAGAAUACUAUAAACUUGUUUAUAGAAUGGUGAUACUUGUGCUUACUCUUCCAGUUUCUACUGCUACUACAGAGCGAGCAUUUUCAACUAUGAAACUUGUCAAAACUGAACUUCGAAACAAAAUGGAAGAUGAAUUUUUGAAUGACUCUUUGAUGUUAUACAUUGAAAAGGAUAUAACUUCGACAUUUAGUUUGGAUUCAAUAGUAGAUGAUUUUGAAGAUUUGAAAGAGCGUCGAGUUCCCUUUUCAUAG